This is a messenger RNA of Spirodela intermedia, 2758 nucleotides long. Lineage: Eukaryota; Viridiplantae; Streptophyta; Magnoliopsida; Alismatales; Araceae. The record is from the annotation of a GenBank genome assembly.
AUGAGGAUGGCCUUGAGGUUAACCCGAUCAUACUGCGUUCCCAUCGAAGAGAGGAUCGAGGCGAUCACGGAGUCCUCAACCUUCAUCCCUUCGUUCAGACUCCGACAGUACUUGUCGAUGACCUCCUCGAAGAGGCUAUCGUAGACCCUUCUGACGGCCUUCAUUCGUCUCCGGACUCCGUUCAAGUCGAGGAAUCCGAUAAAAGGGAGGUAGUCGUUGAUGUUGAAUACCCCGGCUAACUGGGUAGCUUCUUUGACCGUCUUCUGUAUGGUAGCUUCGUCCCCAGAUAUCUUCCCGAACAGAAUACGGAACACAAUGGCCAUGGUCGUCGAGGCUACGGCUUCGGUGAGAUCGACAGGUUUGCUGUCCCCCUCGGCAGCCUUCUUCAGGAAGUGCAGGAGCCGGUGAAUCUCCGCGUUCCUCAUGCCCCGGAAGGCUUGGAUCUUGCGGGUGGAGAGCAUAUGAGACAGGCAGAGGUUCCGGGAUUCGCGCCAGUUAGUCCCGUAUUCGCUGUUCAGGAUCCCCUUCUGCUGCCCAUAGGUGAGGUAAGCGCUGAUAUCGCCCCCUGGCCGGUCCAUGAAGACGGGCUCCCUGAGGAACUUCUGCGCAGUAGCGAAGGACGAUACCACCACCAUUCGGACGAAGCCGAGCUUGAUGCCCAUGACGGGCCCGUACGCCGCCGCCAGUUUCCGGAGGGUCUGAUGUGGUAAGGUUCCCAAAGCGAGGAGAUUCCCCAAAAUAGGAAGACCGGGAGGGGAUGGCGGCGGCCUGAAGCUUUCUCCACCGCCGAUCUGGGUCGUCUUCUUCCUCAACAACGGGAGAGCGAAGAAACGUGCGGCCGCAGCGGCCGCUGCCACCGCUAUGGCUACGAGAAGGGUAUCUGGGGCCAUCCACGAGUACACUGCCAUACUUUGCUCCUCUGAAACCAUGGCUGCUCACUUUCAUGUGUAUACACAUAUAUAGUGUGUUCGUGUGGUGUGUGUGAGCGAGAGAGGGACGUGACAUCCUACCUUCAUAGGCCGGCAUAACAUUUUUCCGAGUUAUUGCUCUCUAGGAGAGAAGCCACGUACCGCCGCCGCGGCCGCUUCCACCACUACGGCUACGGGAAUUGGGAUCAUCCACGAGUAUACCGCCAUACUUGGUCCUAUGAAAUUAUUGCUGCUUACCUGAAAUAUAUAUUUAUUUAGUAAGAGUGAGACAUGUAAGGACCUUUUUAGUCCUCUCGAGGAGACGGAAGAAACCUCCCGCUGCCGCGGCUGCUUCCACGAGUACACCGGCAUACAUGCUGCACUGAAUAUUUAUUUAUUUAUCGAGAGAGAGAGAAUUCGCCGUGACUCUGCCGGACUGGGGUUCAUACUCGUUCAAAGUCCUCGCUCCCUCGGAGCCAGACGUGUCAUCAACAUCACCUUGCUACGCCGGCACAGCAUGUCUUACAGAGUUAUUGCUCGCGAGGAGAGGAACCUUGCCGUGUCAAAGCCGGCUGCACUCCACUCACAAAUAAACCGGGUUAAUAAUGGAGACCGAGGAGAACGGAUCACGUCCACGUCGCCAAGCUGAUUAAGAGAGGAUCUUGUUUUAUUAGUAAUUAUUUAUUUCUUUAAUUAUGCAUUCGAGAAGUUAUAAAUAACUUCAUGUAACCCUAGAAAACCAAGAGAAGGAAGAUCAUGUCCACCACCCCACUAUCUGCCGGCACAUUAUUUGCCUGCCUAGUGUUGAGGACACAUAACCCAUUCAAGCAAGUGCCGUAAAGGAUCAAGAAGCCGUUACGGCACCAGCUGUCAUCCAAGACAAACUAGAGCAAUAUUUUCAUAAGAGCAACGGCUCCUUGCCCAAUUCUACCACAUGACUUCUCUAUAUAAACUGACCCUUACAAUGUAACACAUGAACCAUUCUUUCUAUUCUAAUCUUCUUCUUCUCGACACUCUCCUUUGUCUCGUCUUCAACCUCUAUCUUUCUAUACCCUAGUCUUUUCACCUAGUCGUUGCUGCACUGCUAGUUCGCCAUCUACCAGCCACCUAUCACCGUCCUUCGUCGAUCAUCCGCCGUUCAUCAUCCUUCUGCCACCAUCUAUCGCCCUCUGUCCACCGUCCAUUGCCGUUGCUAUCUGAUGCUGCUGCUGCCGCCACGAUCACCAUCGACUGUUGUCGUCGUCCACCGCCUGCCAACGAUACAUGGGGAACAAUUCAUACCUUCGCCGCUGUCUAGAGCCAUUGCCCACGUCACCAGCCCUACCACCACCGUGCCACCUCCUCCUGAACCGCCGCUCUGCCCCGCUGUUCCGCCCUUUCACCCGUUUUGCCACCUCUCACUCCGGCUGUUUUUUGCCAAUUUCCCCGCCCCCAUCUCACCGGUUCAGAUUAAAUCCCCACCAGUUCAUGACUCUGGACCCACCGGACUGGACUGGCCCAGUUCCGCAAGACCCGAACCUGCCAACUGUCAACAAUCCGAACCCGGUCAGCAGGAAGCCAGUCAACGAUGAACAGUCGACAAUCAGCACCUAGUCAACUGUCCACACGGCCAACUAUGACCAAUUGAGGGUUUCAGCUUCACUCUGUGCUCAUCCACCGACUAGCCAUUCAUUCCGGCAACAACGCUAUCGCUAAAUCCUUUUUCUUUUUGGUUUGAGGAUUUUGCUUAUUUAGUAUCUUAUCUUCCAAUUGCCGUUGAGUGAAUCUUAUAUAGGUCCAUUUAUGGAUUAACUGGUAAAGAGUUUGUGAAAACCCCUUGAUAGUCAUGUAGUCCACUUAUUGUGGGUUAA